AUUACAUGGGGCAAAUUGUAUUUUAAACAAAUCUCAAGAGUAUAUUUGUAAUCUAUCCAUGAAUUUUCUUAAGGGCAAACUUCACUUUACUCUGUUUGGGCUAGGUACGGUUUACCCUCUCAACGUUUACAAAUGAUCACAUAACCCUCUUGUGGUUUGUAGACUAAAGUAUACUGUUAGACCCGUUAAUGAUUUAAAAAAAAGACUAAAAUACUCUUGUAUUUUCGUCAUUUGUUUCGCAUUUAUUGUUAAGUUGGACAAAAUAUUUAACGGUGUUCAAUGGUGCACUUUAGUACACAAACCACCUGGGGAUUAUUUGGUCAUUUCCAAACAUUAAAGGGUUAAACUGCAAGUGGCCCAAACCGCAGGGGUAAAGUGAAGUUUGCCCUUUCCUUGAAACACAUGCGUAGACAAACUUCUUUGAUGGGUAUUUUGUAACCGAAAAUUCAUUAGGGGUUGAUAAUUUUACUCACCGAGAAGAAUAUCGAUCUCCCAUUUAUAUAUGUAGAUUGUUUCGAGAUCACGUCUGACUCUGCCACAAAAGUUAAAAGAGGAAACAAUUCAUAUACUAAAGGGAAAAGAAUACAUUGAAUAAACAAAACUAUAAUGCGUCUUCUUUGCUAAAUCUCUACCUAUUUUGCUUUUCCUUAUAUUUCCAUUUGAUAAUGUCAUUUUUUCUGGAUAAGCAAUAAGUUGUUGAAAUGUGCUUUUUUAUAUUGGAAAAUGCAUUCAUGGAGAACAAAAGCAUUAAGUCAUUAUGGGUUGAGAUGAGGAAGUAGUAGUGAUGUAGAACACUUUCAGGAAAAGAGGAUAGAGAAGAAGGAAGAGAGGAAGUACACAAGGGCCACAACUCUAAUCACAACCCCACUCAAUAUUCUCAACUCAAAGCUCAAUGUUACCAUGUAAAGCCCUAAUCAACUUAGGAAAUUAAAUCUUAACACUAUUUGGAAACUCAUCAGUUGUUAAUAAAAUAAAACUAUAAUUAAAAAUAAAAAAAGUAUAAAUAUUUAAGACAUAAUAAAAUAUAUAAAAUCGCCAUGCCAAACUCCUGCAUUAAGUAGAUAUAUGAUAUUCUAAGGUACAAUUGACACACUUUUUUUUUCCCCUUGGAAAAAAAUCUUAUAUGUUCUACUGUUCUCUAUUUACAUUGUCAGGUCAUAAAUUUCAAGUUGAAGAAAAAUGGAAGGUGGAAAUCACCAUGAUGAUGAAUCUAGUGACAGAGGACUUUUCUCUCAUCUUGCUGGCUAUGCUACUGGACAAUACCCUCCGUCUUAUGGGGCAUAUCCUCCUCCAGGAUAUCCCCCUCAAGGAUAUUUGCCUCAAGGAUAUCCCCCUCAGGCCUACUCGCCAGCUGGAUAUCCUCCUGCUUGUGGAUACCCACCAGCUCAAUAUCCUUUCCCAGGUGGGUACCCACCGGCAGGUUAUCCUGGUCUGUCAGCAUAUCCUGCCCCAGGUGGAUAUCCACCGGCAAUUUAUCCUGGUCCAUCAGCUCUCCCUCUUUCAGGUAUGUUUGAUUCAUUUCUUUCCAAAAUUCUUUUAUGCUGUGUUUGGUUGGGGGAUUUGAGAAGGGAUUUGGAAAGAGAAAUGGAAAAGGCAGGUGAAAUGUGAAUAAAAUAUGUAUGUAUUUCUCAUAAUUUCACACACCUUUUCCCUUUCCCUUUCCAAAUCCCUUAUCAAAUUCCCCAACUAAACACACCAUAAAGGAUUUGGAGUCAUCUGACAUGUAAAGGUGAAUUGUCAUUACAACUUGCAAGAAAUUGUUGAAUAAUAUUUUAAUUGCUUCUAGAACUUUCAAUUGGUUUGCAUGUGUUUAUGCAUUGUUUUUGAACCCAGAGCAUGAAAUAACGGUUUUGAUUAAAAGCAGAAAUAAUUGUUUUUAUGAUAAUUUUCGGCACCAAAAAAGUUGCAGAAUUCCACUUCACCUCUGCACUAAAGAGGAUGAGAAAAGUAGGAGGUCUAAAUUUGGAAGACUGUUAAAUCUUCAUAUCUCAUUGCUGAACUCUAUUUCUUGUGUCAUUUCUUGGCCUUUUCGUACAUCUACUUUUUCAAUAUAAUCUGCUUGUUAAAAUUACAUCUCUGUAAUGUCUUGGUGAUCCUUGACCUUGAAGUACACAGAUUUAGAGUGCUGUUUGUUUUCCUUGCUACUUUUCCAUUGUUGAUAGCUUGUAAUUUCUUUGCACUGGUCAUGGGCCUAAUAUGGGAGCAUUGAUAGCUGGUGGCGCUGCUGCUGCAGCUGCCGCUUAUGGGGCCCACCAGCUCUCACAUGGUGCCCAUAAUCUUACCCAUGGGGGUUGCUGCGGUCAUCACCAUGGAAAGUUUAAGCAUGGG
This is a messenger RNA of Camellia sinensis, 2328 nucleotides long. NCBI's taxonomy places the organism in Eukaryota, Viridiplantae, Streptophyta, Magnoliopsida, Ericales, Theaceae. The record is from RefSeq and is a predicted model, not a curated record.